Molecule: messenger RNA, 694 nt
Organism: Chelmon rostratus (copperband butterflyfish)
Lineage: Eukaryota; Metazoa; Chordata; Actinopteri; Chaetodontiformes; Chaetodontidae
Product: ninjurin-2-like
Exons: 4
Coding region: 61-468 (135 amino acids)
Biological process (GO): cell adhesion; tissue regeneration
Cellular component (GO): membrane
Source: RefSeq, a predicted model, not a curated record
GGGAAGACUGAGAGAGGGGAGCAGGGCCGAGACAUCGACCUGACAUCGCUGAGAUCCACCAUGCCAGCCAGCGGCCCUCUGCAGGGAGGUUCAGCCUCCAAUCUGAACAUGAACCUGUACGCCACUAAGAAGACAGUAUCUGAGGGCAUGCUGGACAUCGCACUGUUCCUGGCUAACAUCACACACAUGAAGACUGUCAUCGAGCAGGGAGCUGGAUACAGGUACUACAUUGCUGUCCUGACACUCAUCUCCUUCUCCCUGGCGCUCCAGAUAGUGGCUGGAGUCCUGAUCAUCAUCAUCGCCCGCAGGGACCUGAACGUGGUGUCCAAUCAGAAACGACUCGACUACCUGAACAACCUCGCUACAGGCGUCAUCUUCGUCACCACGGUGGUCAACUUCUUCGUCAGCUUCUUCGGAUCCAAGAGGACCGGCUUCUUCCGCUGGCUGCUGGCUCGACUCCACUUCUGACACACACGCAAAUACCACAUAUCAAACACCUUCAAGAUGCAUGCACACACUCACAAGCAUUUCAUCUGCACACACACGUACACAUGUUGACUUAGAGUUGAAAUUAAGUUCAAAUGACUCCGCACCACCUGUACAAUUCACAUAUGUUCAAGCAUCAUACCUUGUUUACUAUUCAAGCUUUGAAAAGUGACUCAAACUGUAAUCCAACUAAAAUGUUUUCACUUUA